AUGAGCGACUCAGAUCCGUCACAUUCCAGCCAUAAGGGCGAGAAUUAUCCUGUUUUUAGGCUACUAGAAUGCCAACUUGGAGAUCCUGUUUUGGCUCACUCCCUCUCUACUUACGGAGUAGUAGCGGGGACAACACUUGGUAGAGUUUCAGCAUAUAUCUUUGAUUACCCGUUAGGUAAUCCAAGGGAAGGAGAUACAGCAAUUCAUAUGCCUAAUGAACCCUUAAAUAGCUCAACUAUCACCACUAAGGCUGACAUUGGUAUCCGGGUGGGUGAUUGGUUGUGGAAUCUAUUUAGUAAAUCCACUAUUUUACCCCUAAACAAACUGCUCCAAACACACCUACCAGGGCGCUAUACCGUUCUAUCUUCUUUCAGUGAUGAACCUAUUCAAUCUGUUUUUAUGUCCAAAAACAAGGUAUAUUCUCUAGUGGGUACAAACAUUUUCAUCACUUACGACUAUAAAGAGUACAAAAUUAUUGAUUCAAUGGAAAUCGAUUGCCCUAGACACUUGGGCGCUAAACAAAUUCUUACUUUCAAGCAUGAUGUAUUAAUCGAAACACCUCGAGGAUUUUCAAUCGUGCAACCAAUUAAAAAGACCCAGGUCACUAACACAGCUAGAGAUUUCUCAGAGUGUAACAAUCUGCUUGAUUUUGAUGGAAAAAGAAUGUUGUGUUACCAGCGAUUGCAUAAACAAUUAAGAGUACAAAUAAUAGAAUUGCUAAAUACGCUAGAACCGCGAGUAAUAUUCACUGUGGAUGUAUCGCUCAAAACGCACUUAGUUACCCAUGCCAAAUUCUGGGAAUCUCAUCGCAUCGUAGUAGUUUUGGACGCUAGGAAAUUUGAACUUUAUGAGUUUAAAAAUUCCACUGCACCUUGUAUCACUAAGAAGAUAGGAGGAGAUGUCGCAAAUUUAUGUGCAGAACACUCGAACCUUCUGCUCGUAUUGAUGAGGAAGGGUGCUAUAUAUUUAAUGGACGCGCAACUUAACAUAAUUUACACUUUGUCCACACAUCCCUCCCACUUCGACCUGGGAUGGCCCUACAAACUCAGCAGUUACCUAAACUAUGUCUCCUGGACCGCAGACCAAGGUGUUUAUUUUAGCAAGUUUCCCGAUUCGAUAUUCAAUUCAAGUCAGCAUCUGCCCUGUAAAAAUUGCGCAUGUAUGGAUGCGGAACAUAGCGAUAAAAGUGAUACAAACAGUAUAAAUGGCGAUUAA
Molecule: messenger RNA, 1215 nt
Organism: Babesia microti strain RI
Lineage: Eukaryota; Apicomplexa; Aconoidasida; Piroplasmida; Babesiidae
Product: conserved Plasmodium protein, unknown function
Exons: 6
Coding region: 1-1215 (404 amino acids)
Source: RefSeq, a predicted model, not a curated record